AUGGCUUCUGUAUCUACUAUUCGCAUCGGCUAUGUGCCUGAGCACUACUUGACCCCUCUUCACCUUGCACUGCGCUCCAAGGCCGUCGCAUCUCUUCCUUUCAAGAUUGCUCUUACUCCAUUCCCUUCUGGAACUGGUCAUAUGAUCACAUCGCUGCGCGGCAAUGAGAUUGACAUUGGUAUCGGUUUGACCGAGGGCUGGGUUGCCGGCUUGGCCGGUAAGCAGCAGGCACAAAGCGCCGGAGAUGGUGGAUACAAGGUCAUCGGACACUGGGUCGACAAUCCUCUGCGAUGGGCAAUUGUCACAGGUCGCAACCGCAGCGAGAUCAACGGAGUGUCGGACCUACAGGACUCAAGAGUCGGAGUGAGCCGUCUUGGAAGUGGCUCUCACAUCAUGUCCUUCGUCCUCGCCCAACAGCAAGGAUGGAAAUCUGACUCCUUGACAUCUGUCCCUCUUGGACCCUUCGGUUCCCUGCGGAACGGAGUGACUGGCCUUGACGAGGCCAAGCCGGAGCAAGCACCCAACCCCACGGCCGAAUUCUUCAUGUGGGAGCACUUCACAACAAAGCCCUACUUCCACCCGACAGCGGAGAAGCCCAACCCACCGCUCAAGAACAUCGGCGAGAUCUUUACUCCCUGGCCCUCAUGGAUGAUGGUCUCAUCGACAGCACUUUUCCCCGACCCUGCAAAUGAUGACCGCCUUACACAGCUGUUCCAGGCUCUGGACCUCGGAAUCAAGGAAUUCGAGGCUGAUACCGCUCAGGUGGUCAAGCUUUUGGGUACUGGCGAGCUUGGCUGCACUUAUAUCGAGGAGGAUGCUACGGAGUGGCUGAAAGAUGUCAAGUUCACCGAUAGCACUCGUGGUGUUGACCGCGACGUCAUCAAGGGUGUUGUAGAUGUGCUUAAGGUGGCUGGUGUUAUUGACCCUGCCAUGGACAACGAGGAGGCUAUUCAGCGGGUCAUUGGUAUCCCUCGAUGA
Messenger RNA from Penicillium pulvis, 978 nucleotides. RefSeq lists its product as uncharacterized. The transcript has 3 exons. NCBI's taxonomy places the organism in Eukaryota, Fungi, Ascomycota, Eurotiomycetes, Eurotiales, Aspergillaceae. The coding region runs from base 1 to 978 and encodes 325 amino acids. The record is from RefSeq and is a predicted model, not a curated record.